AUGUCGCACCCAAAUACUUGCUUUUUUGGUCAAUUACAUGUAUGUGUUGCUUCUGGUGUAGAAGUUUCCUUAGCUCUAACAGAACGGCUCGGCAGUCCGCAGGGGCAGCCGCAGGCGGGGUCGCCGUCCACGCCGGGCCCGGCCAGCAACGGCACCCACACCAUCACCAUCACCUCGGGCAAGCACCGCAACCGCGGCUGGAGGGACUGGCGGAAGGACGACCCCACCCGGCACAACUCGCUGUGGAAGAGCGUGACCCCGCUGGGAAACGCCGAGAUGUACAUCGUGUUCGCGCUGCUCAUCGGGCUGGUCACGGUGGUGAUCGGCUGCUGGCUGUCGGACAACUGCUGGUCCCCGGAGCCGGAGAUCAUCCUGCCUGCGUAGCAGAAGUCGCGGGCCGUGGCUGCCGUGGCCCCCCUGCCCCUGGCGCUGCCCUGGGCCGCGCCCUGGACCUCGGCCUGCCUCGGGCCCCGCGCCGCCUGGGCGGCCUGGGCCAACCACCACCACCCCCACCCCCUCCAUCCAGUGGGGCCCCAGGCCGGCAACCCCGCCGGCGCCGGCCUCUGCCACGGCCCCGAGGGCAGCCCCCACGGCCCGCCCUGCACCCCGCUGCUCGUGAUGAAGAGGCCCACCGUGAGGAAGUUCCGGUCCAGGCCGAGGCCGCCCUGGCCUUGGCAUAGCAAGCGAAAGCGCGGCCCCGCCGGUCUCGCCGCCCUGCUCAGGGCCCACCUGACCUCUCCGGGGCCGGAGCCCUCCCGGGGGCGCCCCGCUGCCGGCCCCCGCCUGCGCUCGCGCUGGUCGCGCUGGUCCCGCGCGCCCCGCGCCCUGUCGCAGUUCAUGCUGGCGCACGCGGCCGCCGGCGCCUCGGCCGGGGCGGCGCUCUCCGACCUGCUGGCCGACCUGCGGGACGCCGUGAGGGGCAUCGUCGCGCACCUGCUGCCCGCCGCCCGGCCGCGCCUGCCUCUGGCCGCGCUGCCGCCGCCGGCCGCCGCCCCUGCCGCCGCUGCCCCCGUGCCGCACGCCGUGUGCCGCUCUAGGGGCAAGGUGUGCCGCGCGGACCGCACCUCCUGGAUCGUGCCUCGCCGCUGGAAGGGUGCGUCUGCACCCAGACCCGCCGCCAGGCUCACGGCCUGGAGGGUCACGGCUGCAGUACCCGCGCCUGCCGCUGCGCACUAGACCGUCAUCGUGGACAUUCCUGCUGCGCAGCAGCUCGAUCAGAUAUUGUGUCUGGAAGAAAAGAGACAAACCCGACAAGAAUUUCCCGUUUUUUCGCGGAAAGGACUGGCAUGCGUCGGAUCCUCUGUGCGAAAUAAAGAACGCUUAGAGUUUCGGUGGCCAGUCUUGGCUGCAGUUA
Messenger RNA from Frankliniella occidentalis (western flower thrips), 1354 nucleotides. RefSeq lists its product as uncharacterized. Lineage: Eukaryota; Metazoa; Arthropoda; Insecta; Thysanoptera; Thripidae. The transcript has 4 exons. The coding region runs from base 1 to 384 and encodes 127 amino acids. The record is from RefSeq and is a predicted model, not a curated record.